GCACCCCGUGCAGUCUUCGUCAACAGCAUCAUCGCCUCGUCCCUCUCCUUUCCCCUUAUCCCAAAUCGUGCCCCAUACCCCACCCAAUCCGCCCCAUUCCUCAUAAAUCGGCCCCGGUCGGUGGCUCGAUCGAAUCCGAUCCGGUUCCAUUCCCUUCCAAUCGCAGUUGCAACUCCAGUUCCAGUUCCAUCCCGAGGCGGCCGAACCCAGCCGGAGAGCCUGAUCGAGCGGGAGUGGCGGGACCGGACUCCAUGGCGGCCCGCGGCGGCGGCAUCGGCGGAGGGGGAUCGGCGGGGAGGGUCGGCGACUGGGACGUCAACCUGGGCGCGCGCUGGGACUGGCGCGCCAUCCCGCAGCUGCUCUCCUCCGCCUGCAUCUUCAUCUGCUCCGGAGGCUGUUUUGGAUGCUGUGAGAAGGCUGUAAAACAUGUCGGUGAGCUUUCAAAGAGCUUAUUGACCCAGGACCUACAUCCCACAGUUGGAGAAGAAUUUUGGAGCACAACUACCAUAGAGGUCGAUCAGGCAGAUCUACGAGGGAUUCCUCCGUUCCACCCAACCUCCUUUCCCCUUGAUCAGCAUGGAGCCGGAAGCAGUCACAACCCUUCUGAAUUUGGUUUUUCUCUUUGGGAACAAAUUAGGGAGGAGUGGACUGAUAAUAGAAAGGAGCAACCUGUGGUGAAGCAGAUCCAUGAACCAGUAUUAAGUUGGAAUGCAGCAUAUGAGAGUUUGCUUGGAUCCAACAAGCCAUUUCCUCAACCUAUCCCUCUACAUGAGAUGGUUGAUUUCCUGGUGGACAUGUGGGAGCAAGAGGGGCUGUACGACUAGCUCGAGCGCGUUCCCGUAAGAAUAACAUAGCUGUAGUCUUUGAUGAGGUAACGAGGGUGUGGCCUGUCAUACUUGUUUUUUUGUGCAUGGAGGCCUGUUGUGCUUGCUGAAUAGUAGUACAAAAUACAAUGCUGUCGUGGUGCUUGUAUUGAUAGAAGGAAUGGUCCAGAUCUAGCCGCUUGGUCGGAUUUGUCAAAGAAAGCGGCAAGAGAGACAGAGAAAGAUGCGUGACGCCAACUUGUUAAAAUGAAUGUGGUCCGUGUUGAUUUGAGAGGAAGAUGGUAGUAGCAUCUAACACUGCUGACAUUGGCUCUUGAUGGUUGAAUUAUGUUUAGCAAGGAGCCGUGUGGAUCUCCGUAACCUGUUUGAAGUGUUGAUACUUCUGCCGCUUCUUUCUGAUACUGAAGUUGACACAAUAAUACUGCACUAUUUGUGCUCCAA
Molecule: messenger RNA, 1265 nt
Organism: Brachypodium distachyon (stiff brome)
Lineage: Eukaryota; Viridiplantae; Streptophyta; Magnoliopsida; Poales; Poaceae
Exons: 5
Coding region: 252-824 (190 amino acids)
Source: RefSeq, a predicted model, not a curated record